AUGGCGGAUGGAUCAGGGUAUGUAUCAGUAUAUAAGAAGAUACAAGGGAAGUCUGAUCUCAUAUCUCAACUUUCACCUAGUUUGCAACCAAGAAAUUAUAUCAGCAGUUCCUGCUUCCCGAAUCCUAUGCUGUUAUCAUACAAGGGUAGUGGCAUGGGCAUGGAAAAUGUAUUUCCAGCGAUAUUUGUGGAUGAAAAACCACAGAAAAAUUUCUUGGUUGAUUUCCUUAUGGGAGGGGUUUCUGCUGCUAUUUCAAAGACAGCUGUUGCACCCAUUGAACGAAUUAAGCUUUUGAUCCAAAAUCAAGAUGAAAUGCUCAAAAUCGGUCGCUUUUGUAUCUCAAGUCUCAACCAUACAAGGGUAUAUCUGAUCCAAAAUCAAGAUUUUGAUUAA
This is a messenger RNA of Spinacia oleracea (spinach), 393 nucleotides long. RefSeq names its product ADP,ATP carrier protein 3, mitochondrial-like. Bases 1 to 393 code for a protein of 130 amino acids. NCBI's taxonomy places the organism in Eukaryota, Viridiplantae, Streptophyta, Magnoliopsida, Caryophyllales, Amaranthaceae. The transcript has a single exon. Gene Ontology annotation, molecular function: ATP:ADP antiporter activity. The record is from RefSeq and is a predicted model, not a curated record. Gene Ontology annotation, cellular component: mitochondrial inner membrane. Gene Ontology annotation, biological process: mitochondrial ADP transmembrane transport; mitochondrial ATP transmembrane transport.